ACGAACGAUACGAAGCUAACUCGUCGUCGGUGAGAUUUCCCGGCGAAGCAAAAUUGGUGUUUCUCCGCUACAGAGCUAUGGCUCUGAUCGAUGUCGCGAUAUCUUGUCUCAAUUCGAUCCGCGAAAUAGAAGAGGAUAUCAAAGAUGCCAUUGUGUAUAUUGAUGCUGGUUGCACAGAAAGUUUUCAGUUUGCAGGAGCAUUCCCUUUGCUCUUGGAACUUGGUGCUCGUGCUGUGUGCAGCCUUGAAAAUAUGACUCCCCUCGAUGCGGUGGCUGAUUGGAAUUCGAAGCUUGAUUGUGCAAAGAGAAUUGUGAUUAUGACAUCUCGGCUUCUCAAUGAUGCUCAUCGUUAUAUGCUACGGUGUCUAAGCACCCAUGAAGGUGUUCACAGCUGCACAGUGUUCACAUCUAUCUCAGAGGGAUCUCACUCAGCUUGUCCUGAUUCACCACUUGGUCCUGACGCAUAUCGAGAGUACGAAAUCUUACUAGUUCAGGAUUACAAUGAACAUUCCAAGAAAAGCGACGAAAUAUCUAAAGACAAAGGGGUUUCUAAGUUCUCCUCUGCACUUGAGUCACUUACUAUGGAGCCUAUUAUAAGUGAAAAUGCAGAUACUUCAUCAGGUGAUGCAGAAGGCUUGGUGGUCUCGGUGCACCACUUCCCCUUAAUUAUUUGUCCUUUUACUCCUAGAGCCUUUGUCUUACCUUCCCAAGGAUCAGUCGCAGAAGCGUCCUUGUCCCGUCAACAUGAGGAUUCCCUUAGUUUCGGUCUGCCUCCCAUAAGUACUGGAUCUAUGUCUGAUACUGAUGAUGUUCCUCCUGGUGCAACUCUUACCGCACAUUUUCUUUACCAGCUGGCUCUUAAGAUGGAGUUGAAGUUGGAAAUAUUUUCGCUUGGUGAUCUAUCAAAGAAUGUCGGGAAGAUUCUUACAGACAUGUCAAGUCUUUAUGACGUAGGGCGGCGCAAACGAUCUGCUGGCUUGUUACUUGUUGACCGUACUCUUGAUCUUAUCACUCCAUGCUGUCAUGGGGAUUCACUUUUCGAUCGUAUCUUUUCAUCUUUGCCUCGAGCUGAAAGAUUUUCUUCACAAGCACAGCUUAAACAAGGGGUUCCAAGCAUCGAUCGUCCUUCUCUUGAUGUGCAAGUGCCGCUUGGGGAACUGUUAAAUGAAGAACCAAGCAAGAUUAGGGAUUCUGGUCUUCCUGAAGGCGUUGAAGCUUUUCUACGUGGCUGGGAUUCAUAUACUUCUGAUCCAGAAAGUGUAGAUUUGCUUAAUGAAUCUGACAGUAAAUCUAGCACCAACUUGAGUGAGCUACUAAAUGGAUCUCUUGUCGUCACGGAAUGUUUCAGAGGAACGCCUUACUUAGAGGCCGUGAUUGAUAGGAGAACAAAGGAUGGAAGUGUGCUGGUGAAGAAAUGGCUUCAAGAGGCUCUGCGUCGUGAAAAUAUCUCAGUCAACGUGAGGGGUCGUCCUGGUUACGCUACAAAGGCAGAGCUACAUGCCAUGAUAAAGGCACUGUCGCAAAGCCAGUCGUCUCUGUUGAAAAACAAAGGGAUCAUUCAGUUAGCGGCAGCUACAGCCGCUGCACUUGAUGAACCACAAAGUGCCAGAUGGGAUGCUUUUAGCAGUGCGGAGAUGAUGUUAAACGUAAGUGCGGGUGAUACGAGUCAGGGUUUGGCUGCUCAAAUUAGCGACCUGAUCAAUAAAAGCGCUCUCGCAGAGCUUCAAGCGAAGAAGAAUGAGAAACCAGAUUCGUCAUCACGAGGGCUUCUGUCUUUCCGAGAUGCCCUGCUUUUUACGAUAGUUGGUUACAUUCUUGCUGGCGAGAACUUCCCUACAUCUGGCUCAGGCGGGCCUUUCUCUUGGCAAGAAGAGCAUUUCCUAAAAGAAGCCAUUGUCGAUGCUGUUCUCGAGAAUCCAUCAGCAGGAAAUCUCAAGUUUCUUAAUGGGUUGACAGAAGAGCUUGAAGGCAGAUUGAAUCGCCUCAAGUCCGAGGAAGCCAAAGAGACUCCCGCUGAUGAUCAGUUAGACAUCGAUGCUCUUGAUGAUGAUCCAUGGGGAAAAUGGGGCGAGGAGGAAGAAGAAGAAGAAGACAAUGAAAAUAGUAAAGCAAACGAGUCCUAUGACGAUAUGCAGCUGAAACUUGAUUUGCGUGAUAGAGUAGACAGCUUGUUUAGGUUUCUCCACAAGUUAUCGAGCCUGCGAACAAGUAACCUACCAUUAAGAGAAGGCUCGUUGGCUUCAGAGAGCAGUUUUCCCGGAGAUCCUUCUGGAAACAAAGGGCUACUCUACAGGCUUAUAACAAAGGUGUUGAGCAAAGACGAGAUUCCCGGUUUAGAAUACCAUUCCUCAACUGUAGGAAGGCUUUUCAAAAGCGGUUUUGGAAGGUUUGGUCUUGGUCAGGCAAAACCGAGCCUCGCAGACCAGAGUGUCAUUCUUGUCUUUGUCAUUGGAGGAAUCAAUGGUCGAGAGGUUUUGGAAGCUCAAGAGGCUGUGUCGGAGAGCGGUAGACCGGACAUUGGUCUGGUUAUUGGAGGAACGACUCUUUUAAAUCCUGACGACAUGUUCGAACAAGAUAAUUGGGUUGGAAAUUGGAAUUCCGAAAUCUUCUUAAACUCCAAAAAUAUUUAUGUAUUUGGCCCCUCAGCAAUGAAGCUUCUACUCUCUCAAGCUCGCCGCCAAGGUCUUAUCAAACCCUUUUCGUCUCCAUUUCCACAAAUCCCUAGGCUCUUCUCUUCCUCCCCAUCAUCUGAUUCGAAUCCUUCUCCCGAUUCGAAUCUAAACCCGUCUCUGAAUGAAUUCCGCAAAAAACUCGAGCCAGUGUCGUACGCCGCCAAACCCAAGGAUCAGAAAUCCGAAACCUCCGAUGGCGCCUCUCCUCCGUUAUCAUCUUCUACGCCGCUUCAGGGCGAAUCGGCGAACCAGGAAGACCGUUCGAGCUUGACGCGAGAGGAAAUCCGAUACGUGAAAGACGCUCCUUCAGUCACUCCGGUCUCUUACGCUCAGAGUGUGGCUCCGCUUCCGGAGGAUCGCGUCGCCCGUGAGGGAGACAUAGAGAGAACUCCGGAGGAGAUGGAGAGGGAGAGGAAGAGGAUUGAAUUAGAGAAUCGGGCUAGAAGAAGGUUUCUGAGAGCAACCGCUGUGGAAGAGGACACUUCUUCACUUCCUUUGCCAACAUUGCUUAAACCUGACUUGAAACAUGGAAAGAAACCUAUUUUCGAUCUCAUGGAGGCCAUUAGAGAGAUUAAGGGCAAUGCGAAGGCGAAGUUUGAUGAAACUCUUGAGGCGCAUGUGAGGUUGGGCAUUGAAAAGGGCCGAUCUGAGCUGAUAGUUCGUGGUACUUUAGCUCUACCACAUUCUGUUAAAAAGGAUGUGAAAGUGGCUUUCUUUGCCGAGGGUGCUGAUGCAGAGGAUGCAAAGGCUGCAGGAGCUGAUGUCGUCGGUGGUCUUGAGCUUAUUGAGGAAAUUUUGAAAAGUGGCAAGAUCGACUUUGACAGAUGUCUUGCAACUCCGAAAAUGAUGCCCCGUGUUUACAAGAUAUCAAGGAUUCUUAACAAUCAUGGUUUGAUGCCAAACCCCAAACAAGGUAGUGUGACCAAGGAUGUUGCGAAAGCAGUGAAAGACGCAAAAGCUGGACAUACCAAAUUCAGAAUGGAUAAAACUUCUAUUCUUCAUGUGCCUCUUGGAAAGAUGAGCUUUGCUGAGGAUGCUUUGCGAGAGAAUGUUGGUGCAUUUAUGAACGCCCUUUUGCUGGCCAAGCCUGCCGGAUUGAAAAAGACUUCAAAGUAUGCUGGUUAUGUGAAUGCAUUCCACUUAUGCAGUACGAUGGGAAAGGGUUAUCCGGUAUCGAUACAGUCGUUAUCUAGAGCAGCGGAUCUCUAUACCAAAUUGCAGCUC
This is a messenger RNA of Thlaspi arvense, 3896 nucleotides long. The record is from the annotation of a GenBank genome assembly. Lineage: Eukaryota; Viridiplantae; Streptophyta; Magnoliopsida; Brassicales; Brassicaceae.